AUGCCUAAACCGAAACCAACAACACAAACGAAACUAAAAGAAUUAGUUAAUAGUACAACACAAAUAAAUGAAUUUGGUAAAAGAAUAUUACAAAAUAAGCCUAAAAUGUAUAUGGAUCAGUUAUAUGAAGGUGCACAAAUAUGUUGCCAACAUGCGGGUAGAAAAAGAAUUAAAUUAUGUGACGUUACAUGUGCAUUGAACGUUCGCGGUGAAGGGUAUGGUAUUGAUAUUGAUUUACCGAAACCAGACUUCACUUUAGAACUACUACUUGAAUUUGAUUGGGAAACUGAUUUUGUUGAUAAUGAUAUUGAUGACGAUCAAACUCAUCAUGAAAGUCGUUCAAAUUAUCAGCCAGUUAGUACUGUUGAUGAUAUCGGUAGUGACCACGAAGGCGCUACAGGUUUAGGCAACGGAAAAAACAAUGUGGUCCUGCUUCCUUCACCGCUAGUUGUUCGUGUGAGUGUUAACGACUUAUUAUAA
This is a messenger RNA of Didymodactylos carnosus, 480 nucleotides long. The record is from the annotation of a GenBank genome assembly. Lineage: Eukaryota; Metazoa; Rotifera; Eurotatoria; Philodinida; Philodinidae.